AUGGGAUGUGGAGCUUGUAAAGCAAUAGAGACUGAUAUUGUGGAAGUGAACUUCUAUGAGAGCUACAAGCUUGGGAAGAAGCUUGGUCAGGGAACAUUUGGUCAGGUGAGGCUUGCCAAGGACAAGGCGAACGGAGCCGAGUUGGCAGUGAAGAUUGUGGAUGUCAGGCACUACGAUGAAAAGACAGGCGUUUGCACUGGGCAAAUCAGUCGUGCUCGGAACAAAGCCACAAGAGAUGAGAUUUCUUUGUGGAAGAUCAUCUGCAGCGUUGAAUGCUCACACGUGGUUCAACUCCACAGGGCCUUUUCAGACAACUCCUUGUACUACAUGGUAUGCGAGAGGUGCAAACGAUCAAUGCUAGACAUGACUGUCGAUGGUUUGACAGAAGCAGAUUUGUCCAACAUAUUCAAGCAGAUGGCAUUGGGUGUGCUACAUGCACACACUGCCAAGAUCGUUCACCGUGACAUCAAGCCGGACAACUUUCUUUGGGGAGGUCCAGGACAUGAUGUCUUGAAGCUUUGCGAUUUCGGCUUAGCAGCAGCAAUGCCGGUAAACGGAAAGUUACAGGGCGUGUACGGCACAGCACCCUACAUGGCCCCUGAAAUGUUGCUGAGCAAGGGGUAUGACUACUUGGUGGACAUUUGGUCAAUAGGUGCCGUUGCCUUUUUGCUCUCCUACGGAAAGUUUCCUUACUCCCCAGCUGAGCAGACCUCUGCGGCCAUGAAGGAUGCCAUCAGCAGAGACCAUCCCUCUCUAUGUUUUCCCACUGAGAGAGCUGAACGGGCUCCUUGCUCUGAUCAGCUCAUCAGUUUCAUUAAAUCCUCUCUAUGCCGGGAUGUAGGACAUCGCUCUUCCGCGAAGGAUUUGCUUGAGCAUACCUUUAUUGUCAACAAGCAAGAGGCAAAGGCAGAUGGUGAGGAUGGAACGGAGGCAGCACCUCAAGAAGCUGACCAAGAUGGUUCGCCAGCACGACCUAUUACCAUGCACAUUAGAUCCUUGACGGACAAGAUGAUGAGCAAGGUGAGCAGGCCAAGCCCAACAGUGCAAAAUGGCAUUGAUGAGCUGCUGCAAAAGCUUUUUGAGAAGUAUGGCGGGGAGCCUGCUGGAUCAAACAUGUUCUUCUCCGAAGGAGAUGAGGACAAGGCCGCAGAUUCUGACGUCUCGCCAACCAUUCGAGAAGCAGACAAUCGGAUCAAGAAGAAAAACUCCCGCAGAAAUGUGAAGCACACUACGCAUUCUGGGGUUCUCUCACCACAAGCAGCACAGGCAUUGAACAUCAACACUGCCAGCUCUGAAGAGGACCAGGAAGGAGACUGA
This is a messenger RNA of Durusdinium trenchii, 1317 nucleotides long. The record is from the annotation of a GenBank genome assembly. Lineage: Eukaryota; Dinophyceae; Suessiales; Symbiodiniaceae.